This is a messenger RNA of Portunus trituberculatus (swimming crab), 9876 nucleotides long. RefSeq lists its product as uncharacterized. Gene Ontology annotation, biological process: regulation of transcription by RNA polymerase II. The transcript has 12 exons. The record is from RefSeq and is a predicted model, not a curated record. Lineage: Eukaryota; Metazoa; Arthropoda; Malacostraca; Decapoda; Portunidae. Gene Ontology annotation, molecular function: DNA-binding transcription factor activity; RNA polymerase II cis-regulatory region sequence-specific DNA binding. Bases 405 to 5669 code for a protein of 1754 amino acids. Gene Ontology annotation, cellular component: nucleus.
AUUGCACGGGCAGGGUACAGAGGCACUGAGAUGGUGUGGGCAGAGGGGCAGCAAGCGUGGCGGCGUGGCUGGACAGGACGUGCCGCGGCGUGGAAGAGGCAGCAGUAGAAGGCAGAAAGAAGGAAGGCGGCGGGCGGCGGUGGUCGUGUUUGCGCGCGCGUGGGGGGGGACGGUCAGGUGAUCAAUAGCUUGCUAGUUCGCGGCGGCUCCGGGUGCGUCGAGGAGCAGGAGGUGCGAGAGGGGCCCAGCCAGUGACGAUGGUGCCAGUGUGAUGCCCAGCAGGGCUGUCGAGACCCGCGGGCACGAGACCUUCACCAGCACGACAACAAUAACAGCGCCUAAACCACAACGCUAAGAGGAACCCUGCCCCGACGCCGCACGUUUUACCGGGAUAUACUGCCAUCAUGAAGCGGCGGAUCGGAUUUGGGAACGACGGUGAAUUUAUGACUUUUAUGCUCGACGUGCCCGAUCGGUCACAGAGGCGUGGCGCUAACGGGGGCAGCGACGCCACCACCGAUGAUAGCAAGAGCGACGACAACAAUGAUGAUGAUGAGCAGGACCACCACCGCCAUCACCACCGCAACCACCACCACCACCUCACCUCCUCCCACCACAAAUCGAGUCACCACCACCAGACAAGCCACCGGAGCAGCAGGACGCGGGGGGAGUCCGCUGCCAACGGGGAGUGUGACCGGUACAGCGAUGUGACCAGCACGCGACGCACCACUCGGCUGCAGGAGGCUGAGAAGGAGCAGCAACAACAACAGGAGUUGCAGGAGCAGCAGCAGUUGGACAGCGGCAGCAAGCACGUCUCCAGGUCACACCGCGAGUCCCGCCGCUCAGGAAGGCACCACUCCAAGGCCUCCGAGAAGCCCCCGAAGAAUAACAAUCACCUGAAGGAGUUAAAAGACGACACCGUUAAGUGGAAUCAGGAGAACAGGUUAAGGGCGGGCGACGGGAGCGUGAGGAGGUACGAGGAGGAGGACGAGGAGGAUGAAGAAGACGAGGAGGAGGAGGAAGGCAUCGGUCUGCUGGAGCCUCAGGUGAAGGGGAGCCGCGGCCACACCCACGCCGAGGAGCGCCGCGAGAAGAAGGCGCGAGUCAAGCUAAAAUCCAAAGAAAUCAAGUGCAUCGUGGACAGCGAGGCCGCAGCGGUCAUUCAGAACAACCUAGGCGGCCACUCCCCUCCCAAGAGCCCAGACCUGCAGCCGCUCCUCCCGCAGUCCCCACAGCCGCAGCAGCUCCUAUCCCGCGCCCCGCAGCACGAGCUGGACCACAACCACCACACCCUUCACCACAUCAGCCACAAUAACCACCCUUCCGCCGCCACCACGCCCUCCUUACUAGUACAAGAUGUGGAGGUGGAGUCAUACCCUGCUCCUCUUCCUCCUCCACCCGCUCUUCCUCACCACCACCACCAGCACCACCACCAUCACCACCACCACCACCACCCACCCGCCUCCACAUCCCCGCCCUCCCCAUCACCACAUCAACCGCAGGGGCCGCUCCCGCCGCAGCACCUCACCACGCUGCAACACCCCCAGCAGGUGCAGCAACAAAUGCAGCCUCAACUACAGCUGCAGCAACAGUUGUUAUCUGAGGAUCUGUACAUCGACAGCAACAGUCAAGUGAGUCAAGACGCUGAGGACAAGAAGAAGAAGAAGGAUGACAGGAGAGACGAGAAGCGGAAGAAGAAACUGAAACACCUGGAGGAGGAGAACCUGUCGAAGCGGCUGUACGACACCCGGGAGGUGGCGGCGCCAGAACUACGCCCGCCACCCGCCGACCUCCUGCAGUCCAAGGUCAAGGAGCAGGAGACCACGGUGCUGGGAGGCGUUGGGGGAGUGAGGGAGGAGGAUGAGAGGCGCGUGGCCAUACGCAUCAAGCUGUGUGGGGAGUGCGGUGCGCGCCAUGUGGCGGGAACGUGCCCCUUCACCCGCCCCACGCACGUCCUGCCGGACUCCUGCCCGCCCCCCACCCCGCACACCCACGAACUCCCACAACAAAACGGCGUGAUCGUGGCCCCGCCCCACAGGGAGUCUCCAGUGAACCUGUCUGGAGGCGGUGGAGGGGCGGGGCGGGAGGAGGAGAGAGAGACGGAGACUUGGCGUGACCCUCAGCGGCCUGGCUCUCCUACUUCGUACGCCCGCACCUCCCUUCCUCCCGGCCUGGCCCUGGAGCGGCGGGUGCUGCCACCCCCGAGUGACAACAACGUGGACAGCGACAAUGACGUCGGUGUGGUGGGAGUGACGCAGAUCCCCGGGCGGCAGGUGGAGGUGGUGGUGGCCCGCGCCGCCAUCACCCGCUACACCCAGCUAGGUCCCGUGGUGGGCGUGCCCGUGCGGGAAAGGGACAUCCCCGACGACUUCUGCAUGGUGAACCUGUGGGAGCUGUUCGGGGCUGAGGGCAAACGAUACCUGAGCACCGUGGACCCGCGGAGAAGUAACUGGACCCGCUACCUGAGACCUGCCCCAGACCGAGACUCAGCCAACCUGGUGGUCGUGCUGAGACCAAUCGUUGAAGCGGGUGAGGAUAGCUCGGGCUUGGUGGUGAUGGGCGGAAGCGGGUCUGGCGGCGGCGUGGGUGUUUUCCUCAUCACCACGCAGGACGUGAGCGUCGGCCAGGAGCUCAUGUUCUGGGCCCACGACCCGACUCUCGCCUGGUCCAGGAAGAAGAUGGAGAAGACAAACUGUGGCGGCUGCAACAUGAAGUUCUCCCACCCCCUCUACUACCGGAUGCACUGUUCAGUCUUUCAUGACCCCAACUACUCCCUCACCAUCCGCAAGUACCACUGUAAGGUGUGCGGGCUGGCGGUACUAGGCAAGGAGAACAUCAUGAGGCACGCAGCCGAGCAACACGAGGGCCGCGGAGCCUACCAGUGCCAGUAUUGCAAGAAGUUCUUCUUGCGGCUACACUCGCUGGAUAUGCACGUGACCUACUCCUGUGGCCGCAAUCCCGCCCGUGUCUUCCCGCUGUGUGACUACUGCGGCAAGAAGUUCUGUCAGCCGCAGCACCUCCGCUCCCACCAGAAGCGCAUGCACGCAGACAUGGCCGAGGUGCUGCGGGAAUUCCAGUGUAAGCUGUGUUUCAAGGUGCUGGGAUCGCGGGCGGCACUGCAGAGGCACCUGAAGGAGGUACACCACAAACAGGAUUUAAGCACUGGCGCGACGUGUGACCGUUGUGGCAAAAUGUUCCAGAAUAAGAGCAACCUCAAGAUACACAUGCUGACACACUCAGGAGUCAAGCCCUUCAAGUGCACCGAGACGAGCUGCAACGCUGCCUUCACCACCAAGCAGUGUCUCCAAUUCCACUACAAGAAAGUACACGGCUACACGGGGGAGAGCAUGCCCACUAUCGAGCGCUGCAUUCCCUACACCUUUGACUCCUACUCUGGCGGACUGGUCAACGAUCCAGGCAGGGGAAAGGUGCCUAACGCCAGCCCGAGCAAUGUCAGCUCCGAAACGCCGUCUGAGAACACAUCCAACCAACAGGCUGAGAACUCCCACGGGACUGACCCACAACCGGCCUCAGUUGGUCCCAGCGACACGCCACCCUCAUCACGGGCAGAUCUUCUCUUGGCAGCAGCGGCCAAACUGCCCCCAGCAGCAACCUUGCACGGCUAUGUGACCAAGUACGCCACGGCCACCACGCGGCUGGUCAGUAAAGGGUCUCGCAAGUGGCUUGGAGAUCCCCUGGAGAUGCAAGAUCGAGAUUACGACCCCGAUGAAAAUGCACGUGAUGUGUAUGACUUUGACGAUCGCCUGGAGGAAGAACUUGCUCAGAAGAGAAAGAAAGAUGAAGAAGAGACAGCCGGGGAAGAAAAGUUGUACCGGCGAGAGUCCAAUGCGUCGCUGCUGGUGGAGGCUGCCCUCAGUGUGGCCGAGCAGACCCUCAAGAUGGACGGCCGCGUGGGCGGAGUGGGAAGCCACGACCGCCUCUUGGGCUACAGUGGCCGCUAUUCGCCCCUCCCGCCCUCGGCUGUUGUAACUUCCAUCGAGCAAAUCCUACCACCUGACGCAGCCCUUGCCACCCACAUCAAAUACACCAGCGCGACGGAGGACGAGCGGGGACACCUGGAGUACACACUUGAGCGGGAAUAUGAUCCACGUGAUCUGCCUGAGGUGAUGGUCGUACAUGAGACCAUCGGGACGCGUGACUUGCAUGAUUCACUGGGCCAUGACCUGCACGACAACCUUCACGCCACCCUGGACCCUCUUCCACCUUCAUCUGUCGGGGACGACCUGCACUCCCAUCACCAGACUGACCACGCCCACAACCUUACCCUUGUAAAAUCAGAUGACCUUCCUCCUCCAACACCCGCCACCCCAGUGGAUCCAGGAACGCCCAUGGCUCCACCCACUCCCCUCAGCUCGGGAGGGGGCUUGGAACCCACCCUGCAGGUAUUAGACCAGCUACCGGUGUCGCAGGGACUCCCGGUGUCACUCCCCUCCUCCCUCAGUGUUGGUUUGGACAUGAGCUACAAGCACUACCGCCACGCCGAGCUGACACCCGUUGGCCAGGAGCAUUGCCUCCCCAGCCACCUGGAUGACUCGGAAACCUCUAUGGGGCUGGACCCCAUGUGUGAGGGAGGUCAUCUGUCGCCCAGAAAUGACCAUCUAACAGACCAGCUAUCACUACCCGAGCUGCAGCCACAUGACUUCCGUGGCCUGCCCGCCCUGCGCUCUCCUGAGCCUCCCCGGUCACCCUACCUCUCGCCCAGCCCGACUCCUGAUGCUCUUCGCUCCUAUCUGGUGACGACGGACGGUCUUCGCUCCCCUGUGCCGCUUGACCAAUGCGUGGACAUGACCCGCGCUAACCUCUUCCUCCGACCAGCUGACCUGGCCAGUCUGCAGCAGCGGUAUCAUGGGGAGGUCAGCCACCAGUCUGGUCGUGCCCAGCUGUACGAGCUGGAGAGGGUUCCCGCCCACUCGAUGGACCUGAGCAUGACUGGCCGCACGCUCACCUUCACCAGUGACGCUCACAGGCCGGGCUCAGUGUGCACCACCGUGUAUGUGUCGGAUUCACACCCCGAUGACCGCCACUCCCUCGACCUAACCCUUCCCCGGCAUGACCCUGACGUCCACCGCAUGGACUCGCCUAUCCACAAUCACCCAGCAGCCCGUGGAAUGUCUCCUCACUCCCAGCUGUCCCCCAAUAACCAGCUGUCUCCUCACAGUCAACUCUCCCCUCAUAAUCAGUUGUCUCCUCACACUCAGCUGUCUCCUCACACCCAGCUGUCACCUCACACCCAGCUGCCACCCUACUCCCAGCUGUCCCCUCAUGGGCAAAUGUCACCCCUUGUCAAUCUGGGGAUGGACCGAGGAGGAGUUGGCAGCCCUCCACUCUCCCCCUCUGCUAACCCCCCUUUGCCCCCAAUCAGCCGCAUCGUUGCGCCUGCUUCUCAUUCUCCAUUGCUCACCUCAAGACAGAUGUCUCCCAUUCCAAGGUCUGACUUGUCUCCUUCUUUCACCACCCACACCCACGGGGAACUUUUCGUGACGGGAAGUGCAGUUCCCCUCCAGCCUGGGACCCCAGUACCCCCAUCUACCCCAAAUUCUCAGAUAAGUAAAGACAGAUCAUCUCCCUACUCUCAAUACCCGUCAUCUCCCUAUCCCCGCCACCAUAACCACUCCUCCCCACCUCCGUCAUACCAUUACCAGUACUACUGACCGAGGCUCCCUCCCUCGCCCUCCCAGAUAGCGGUUGGCUCCCAGGACCUACUCUUCGCCCCAGAUACUCCAGAGGGCGGUCUCCUUUCCCCCUCUGCUCACUGUUCCUAGUACUGUACCAACGACAAAGGCCUGCCCGGUGUGGCCGCACAGUACCAGGACUGUCAUGGUCUUGACGCGUUGACAACGAUGGGGAAUACCUCACUGGAGGCCAGGCGUUCUUAUGGCGAUUUUUACUCAAUUAUUUUUAGGUACUGUCAUUCACCGUGGGCAUUUAUAGUUUAAAUACCCCGACUUCAUAAUUUAUAAGCUCAAUUCAACCCGCACUGAUAACUCAAAGGUUUUCGAUGAUCGUGAUAUGAACUUCUGAUAAAGAUUUGUGCUUUUUUAUAUGAUGUGGGUAAAUACUCUCUUGUAUUCGUGGUUCCUCUUCCUUCCCUCCUCUCAGCGACAAGGAGCGUCUUCCCCUGUUCUUUCCUGUCCCGUGUGACGGUCUUCCUCUAAGCGUGUGAGGCUGCCCGGCGGCGUGAGUUACGGUUGUCUUUUUACGGCUUUCGAAUGAACUUUUUAAGAGUGUCGUGUUUGUAGGAGGGCCUUGUAGCUUCCUCGUGUGUUGUGCCAAGGGUCACUCCUUCCCCUAGUUUUCUCAAGGACCUUCUUGUCUUGGUUGUGACCCUCAACUUUCAUGGUGUAUACAUGAUCGCCUCUUCCAACUCAGGGAGUGCUGUUUACGGAGUUCUUUCCAGUGAUCUGAGAGGCGUCAUCCAUAAGGGCCUGAGAGCAGUGGACUAACUGAAAUGCUGACACACUCCUCCUAUGCACUCAACUAUAACAUAUGCAAAUGCAAUAUAUAUGCAAUUUGUAACGAAGCCUGGCAUUUGCAUAGGCCAUGUUCGUGCGCCUAAGCAUCGCCGGACGUCAAGGAGAGUCACUCCGAGAGGCGGGCGGGCCGAGUGAGGGAGCCGCCUCCACACCUCGUGGAGGACUCACUCACCUCCUGAAAUGGCACCCACUGCGUCACUCUUAUUUUCUAUUUCGUGCCAAGACCCGGCACGGGGAGGCCGAGCCUUCUGUGCUUCGCAGGACCCUGGGACCGCGACCAGACAGUGUUAGUGAACGGAGUGAGAUAUAUAUUUUGCUGUUACAAUUUUUCAAAUUCCUUUAGCUGUUUUUUCCUUUUCAACUGUGAGUCGUGUAUAUUGUCGAGACAAACAGUGGCGAGUGGUCUUAUCGGGGUUUGUAUCCCAGGGCAGCCUGUUGUUUCUUUAUCAUUAUGUACAAAGGGAGAGUGAAAACUCGAUGUGAACCUUAUGUGCCAAUGUUUCUAGAUAACACUUGUUAGCUAUACCGUGUCUGAACCAUUCAUGUUGACGAUAUUUGAAGGUGUUGCAAUUGUUUUACGUGUGAAAAUGGACUAUUAAGUGUAUCCUCUGAAUUUGUGUACUUUACGGAUUGGGACUGAAUUCAAAGCAAUAAUGUAAGAUCGCUCCCUCUCAGUGCACUGACAACAGGAACGCCCGCUGGCUCGGCCGGCCAUAUGGUGCCUCGUCUUGCGACGCUCCCUCAGCCCGCGUUGAUUCGUGCGGGCGGCGGCCGGACAGACAGACAGCCAAGUUUCCUAUGCCGAGUUGGAACAUUGUCUUAAGGUUGUUGUCCCAGUCUUUAAUUAUCUAGUCGAAGAAAAGCUAACGUACUGAUGAUUCUCUGGAGUAGCAAGAGACUGCUCAGGUCUAUAAAAACUGGAUGUAGAUACUUCUCUGUGAUAAGCGGUUUUCUUUACCCUUUCUUAUAUUUUGUCAACUGACUGUCUCAUUCCUGUCCCCGCUCAGCACAACACUGUCACAUAUUUGCAUUGAAAGGUUUCAAGAGAGGCUCAGCAAAUUGCUAAAAAAAUUUAAAAAAAGAAAAUUGAUACAUUACAGAAGACGAUUAAACACACACACACACACACACACACACACACACACACACACACACACACACACACACACACACACACACACACACACACACACACACACACACACACACACACACACACACACACACACACACACACACACAUAUACACACACACACACACGUAUAUUACAUAAUCAUCAUAAUCAUUGGCUGAGGAAGGUCGGUAAGACGGGAGAAGAGUAUACCAGUGGCGGCGUCUGGCGGCCUCCUCCCCUGUGAUCCCUAAUGUAUCAUGCCCCGUGAACGUUGUGAUGAGUGUCCCGCAUAUGUGUUCCCCCAAGUCUCUCACACCUGAAAGAGUGGUGUCAACUUUAUCACUGUAUUGAUAACCAAACGUGUUUGUGUGAAAGUGUUAUUGGAAGUUAAAUUAUUUGUGGAAGUUUAUUAAUGGAUUAGAAAAUUGAUUAUUGUGUAUCGUUUUUAUCAUUGUCAAUUUGCAGGUGGGCAUUUCAAGUGAAACAUUUCCAUCUCAUUGGUUCAUGGCCUUUAAAGUUUCGAAGAUAUUCCACCAGGUGCUUAAAUUACAAACGAGUCAGCCGAACAGCGAGGAGUCUUAAUGGUGAUUGCUAAGUUAACACCACUUGACUAAGGUUGUAGCUCCCCGUCAUCUCUCCCAUUCUUGGAAGCUACCUUCAGAAAUCUUCAUAGAACUCGUCAUCUUGGAAUCUUAACACCGAUCACAUGCAGACCCGAGGUAAUUUUUUUAGGUUCAAACCAUUGUUGACCAACCAAAAUAGUUUUUUGGAGAAUUAUGGUAAUGAAGCAAUAAUGUACAACUCUACCUUCACUGUGUUGCCUACACUUGUUAGUUGGGAUUCCAUGUGACACAAAUUCUGGUCAUAGAAGGCUUUAAUGAGGUCUGUCAUGCAUUAGUCGUUACUGUGCACUCUGGCGCCACAAAUAGUACUAAGUAGUACAUUCUGAAGUGGCUUCCAACAUCUUACCUUUCUGAAGUUUCGUUCAAAAGAGAAUGGAUGUCAGUUUCCGUGUUAGGCAGUGUAGAGGAUCCUGUAGUUUGAAGUUGCGAGUGUUUAGGAGAGGUCAACUUUUCUCAUUUAGGUGACAAGUGGUAGGUGUGGCCCAUAAUUUAAGUGGUACCAAAAUUAGGGCUCUCCUGGUUUUCAUUCAAAGUGCACGUCAGCAUGUUUUAUAUAUUUUUCCAUUGAUUUUUAAUAGAGAUAAAAAAAAAAGAAAUUCCAUUUGUAAUUUAGAUAUCACUGUAGUUUCCUUUUGUGUACGUAGUGUGUUUUGUACCUGGCUGAGAGGUGGAGUGCAACAGUGCAGCGGUGUGGUAGACGCCAUAGUUUUUUGAGUGAUGUGAUGGGGAGGCAAAAUAAAUAUAUAUAUACAAAAAAAAAUUAUGAAAAAAAUAACAGGACACCAUUUUUCCACAGCGUAAAGUAUCCCAGCUAAAAACCAGACAUGCAGGACACCAGUGCUAAACAAAUAUUUGCAAUAACUGCCCCUCAAAAAAAGAUAAAUAAAUAAAAACAAAAAUAAAAAAAAAAAAAAAGGACAGCAGUUUUCGCUACAUUGUGAUUUGGUAAGCAAGUUUGUGUCUUGUGCAAUGCGGCGAGAAGGAUCACCUGCAGUGUGAAACAUGACCGGUAAUUCUUCUCAGCAAUUCUCCGCCGACGGCAACCUAAACACACGUGGCCAGGGAACAUCUAAAUUAAAAAUUGUAGAAUCAGUCACUAAUUGCUUGCUAAAGAAUUCAUUGGCCAAAUUUCUUACCGAAUCAUUCACUUUUUGCAGCAAGACGCAUUUUUUAUAACUGCACAAGACCAAAACCCGCGGACCAUAGUUGCUGAAAUAAGCCAAGUUGCUCACAUGACCCGCCAGCCUGCCUGGGGACGGCGCCGGGGCGCGGCUCCUCGCCCGUGCCCAGUGGGAGUGGUAUUGAGCUUUAGACCUUGAUUCUUCCAUGUUUUAGAUUAUGGAAAUGUUGAAGUUUUUUGGAUUUAUGAAUCUUUGUACCCUAUGAAUUUUUAAAUGUUAUUACAUUACUUGGAGAAUAAAAAAAAAACAGUAUUAUUUCGUGUCUGAAGUGUUCAGCAUGACUACUGAAUGUACCAAUAAGAUGUACUUAUGUGUGACAACCUGUGCUUGACUCGUAACGAAGCUCAAAUAUUUGAAUUUUAAUGUUAAUGAUCUUUAUACAUUUUCCCUGCUAUUAAGUGAACAUUUUAUUGUUUGUUUCUGUGAUAUAAGUUACAUUAAAUAUCAUUAAUAUAAAAGAGACUGG